Pelobates cultripes (western spadefoot toad) is the source of this 1308-nucleotide messenger RNA. The record is from the annotation of a GenBank genome assembly. NCBI's taxonomy places the organism in Eukaryota, Metazoa, Chordata, Amphibia, Anura, Pelobatidae.
AUGGAGGAGGUAAUCAUUCUAGCAGACAUCAUGGAGGAGGUAAUCAAUCCAGCAGCCAUCAUGGAGGAGGUAAUCAAUCCAGCAGCCAUCGUGGAGGAGGUAAUCAAUCCAGCAGCCAUGAUGGAGGAGGUAAUCAAUCCAGCAGCCAUCGUGGAGGAGGUAAUCAAUCCAGCAGCCAUGAUGGAGGAGGUAAUCAAUCCAGCAGCCAUUGUGGAGAAAGUUAUCAAUCUAGCAGCCAUCAUGGAGGAGGUAAUCAAUCCAGCAGCCAUGAUGGAGGAGGUUAUCAAUCCAGCAGCCAUCAUGGAGGAGGUAAUCAAUCCUGCAGUCAUCAUGGAGGAGGUAAACAAUCCAGCAGCCAUCAUUGAGGAGGUAAUCAAUCCAGCAGCCAUCAUGGAAGAGGUAAUCAAUCGAGCAGCCAUCAUGGAGGAGGUAAUCAAUCGAGCAGCCAUCAUGGAGGAGGUAAUCAAUCCGGCAGCCAUCAUGGAGGAGGUAAUCAAUCGAGCAGCCAUCAUGGAGGAGGUAAUCAAUCCGGCAGCCAUCAUGGAGGAGGUAAUCAAUCCCGCAGUCAUCAUGGACGAGGUAAUCAAUCCCGCAGCCAUCAUGGAGGAGGUAAUCAAUCCAGCAGCCAUCAUGGAGGUGGUAAUCAAUCCAGCAGCCAUCACGGAGGAGGUAAUCAUUCCAGCAGCCAUCAUGGAGGAGGUAAUCAAUCCAGCAGCCAUGAUGGAGAAGGUUAUCAAUCCAGCAGCCAUCAUGGAGGAGGUAAUCAAUCCAGCAGCCAUCGUGGAGGAAGUUAUCAAUCUAGCAGCCAUUAUGGAGGAGGUAAUCAAUCUAGCAGCCAUUAUGGAGGAGGUAAUCAAUCCAGCAGCCAUCGUGGAGGAGGUAUUCAAUCCAGCAGCCAUCGUGGAGGAGGUAAUCAAACCAGCAGCCAUGAUGGAGGAGGUAAUCAAUCCAGCAGCCAUCAUGGAGGAGGUAAUCAAUCCAGCAGCCAUCAUGGAGGAAGUUAUCAAUCUAGCAGCCAUCAUGGAGGAGGUAAUCAAUCCAGCAGCCAUCGUGGAGGAGGUAAUCAAUCCAGCAGCCAUCAUGGAGGAGGUAAUCAAUCCAGCAGCCAUGAUGGAGGAGGUAAUCAAUCCCGCAGCCAUCAUGGAGGAGGUAAUCAAUCCAGCAGCCAUCAUUGAGGAGGUAAUCAAUCCAGCAGCCAUCAUGGAGGAGGUAAUUAUUCCCGCAGCCAUCAUUGAGGAGGUAAUCAAUCCCUUUGGCCCUUUGGACCGGUGGGGGAGAUUCUGGUCCACUCCUGAGGGGCUUCCCUGA